Scomber scombrus (Atlantic mackerel) is the source of this 4188-nucleotide messenger RNA. It is a transcript of the gene tmem200a, whose product is annotated as transmembrane protein 200A. Bases 667 to 2349 code for a protein of 560 amino acids. The record is from RefSeq and is a predicted model, not a curated record. Lineage: Eukaryota; Metazoa; Chordata; Actinopteri; Scombriformes; Scombridae. The transcript has 5 exons.
GCCGCUUCUCUCUCCGGUUCAGAGGAAUAAAAACACGCUUUACUCCCUGGUUUACAACAUUCAUUGUUUUUCGUGAAAAGCAAAAAGAUUCUUCGCCGUGCUUUUUUAUAUUUGUGGCUCCUUUUUUGACGUGAAAUCAAGUUUUCCCCCACCCCUCCAAAACCGGGAUAACGAGAGUUUUACGCAUUGAGGCAGCCAUAAGGACAUCACAUCAGUUUCUUUUGUGUUUUUUUUUAUUCUCUCCAAUAAAACAAGGAAUAUUUAUCCCGAUGGGGAAUUACAGGCAACGACUUUAAUUUGCCGAAAUGUGUUUAAAGAUUUUCCCUUUUCAGUCGUAAUCAGGAGCGUGUUUGACCGACCUCAUUGUCCUGAGCGCGCUUACUCUCCACAUGGCACAAAACGUUUUCCGAGCUGAAUAAAGUAAUUCAAUUAGUCCCGAUUUGAUCCACACAAACUAUAUUGACCUUGGAUGUAGUGAAGACUGUGACCCUGCAUGGGAGCUGAACUGUCUCCUGUCAUCUUUAUUUUCUCCGGAAUGGCAUUUCACUGGAAGUAGCCUUCAUAGUGGAAGAUGGCUGUUUACUUUCCCCCAGGUUGCAGCCUGAUCCACCUCGAUGCCUAAUGGCACACUGACAGUGAAAACUCGGCUUUUGUGAAAGGUUAAGUAUGACUGCAGCAGCAGGUGUACUAACAGGCUUGGCUAAGCUAAAACGCCAAGACUCUGCCCGCUCUCAGCACCGGUCCAUACCACCUACAUCGCCAGGCCUGGGAAACCCCACCCCAGAGGCUGCUCCCAGAAAGCGGAAGCGACGUGCUGAUGUUGUAGUGGUGCGCGGCAGGCUCCGCCUCUACUCCGCCUCCGGUUUUUUCCUCCUCCUCGGACUGGUCAUCCUGGCCAUAGGGAUUGGUAUGGCAACACUUGGCUACUGGCCACACAGUGAAACCAUGUCCUCAGCCAAAACACCAACUGGAGGAGGUUCUAAGGCAGAAAUUUCAGGAGGAGCCAAAACAUCUGCUGUCACAGAGGGGGCCAUUGGUAACUCUAGCCAAAGUCAUAAUGUGCAAGGUACACCCUCUAAGCAGACUGGGGGUGCUCUGACGCGGUUCUUGGAACAGCAUCGUCACUCUGAGAGGAUGAAAAUGUUCGGGCCCUUCACCAUGGGCAUUGGGAUUUUUAUUUUCAUCUGCGCUAAUGCCAUUCUUCAUGAAAACAGAGACAGAGAAACUAAGAUAAUCCAUAUGAGAGACAUGUACUCCACAGUCAUCGACAUCCAUCACCUCAGACAGAGAGAGCAAAAGCAACACCUUCACCGCAACAGCACCUAUGCAAGAGAAGUUGGGGAUCUUCGAGCCUUCAGCGCUGAGAAUGCCACCGCGGUUCGGAUGGCCAGCAACUCCCUCCUCGCCUUCUCUCGGGCUGGAGGAGGAGGAGGGUCUACAGAGGAGGAGGAGGUGCUGUUAGGGGACGAGGAGUUUCACAGACACAGGGAGCAUGCUAAGUUGGAUUGUAGCUUUGCAGGACUUUUGGCGCCGCUCUACAAGGAUCGGCCCUUCUGUGGCCCGGGGAUCGGGUUGACUCACUCAGAUUCUGUACGCCGCCAGUGGUCUGUGGAUGGAGAUAGGGAGAAGGGAGGACACCACGCUCGCUCCAUUGUCUCCUCCUCUAUCUCUGCGUUCACUCUCCCCGUUAUAAAACUCAACAACUGUGUUAUUGACGAACCGGAGAUGGAGGCAAUUACAGAGGAGGAAAGAGGAGGAGAGAGAGGGCAUGGUGAGAGGUCACAACCUCUGAGCUCCAAGGAGUCCUUGGCGGUUCCUGUAGCAUCUGUUGCCAAGGCCUCUAAACCACCAGGCUUACAUCGGAGUAGCUCCGCCUCUUCUUCAUCCCACUGCUCCUCUAUCUCCUCUACUUCCCUCUCCCCAGCCCCCUCGUCUACCUCAGGCUGCUGGCUUUCCCCAGGAGCAGCAAGGAGUGACUUUGGCUCCAACUCCUCUCUACACAUGCUCAGCAGCCACUCCAAAUCUCUGGACCUGGAGCGUGGGCAGAGCAUGCUUAGCGUACAUCCGGAGCAGCGGAAGCACCCCAGCUGGCCCCGCCUCGACCGUAGCAACAGCAGCCAGAGUAACAGUGGUAAUCGGGGCAGCACUAAAGGCUACAUGAGGCUGGAGGACAGGGAGGAACAAGGGGAGAGGUUGUUGGAUUUGUCACCGUCGAUGAUAGCGAGGCGUGACUAUAGUAAACGAGAGAAGCUGCUAAUGAUAUCAAGGUCACAUAAUAAUCUAAGCUUUGAGCAUGAUGAUUUUAAUAGCAGUGCACUGAAAAGGGGCAGCUCUGAGACUCGAUUCUGAGGACAAUGAUCUGAAGGUUGUAGACCGUUCUGUCCUGUUCUGUUAAUUGCUCUCCAGAAAGUUUGAGUGUACAGCACUUUGUGUCAUGGGGAAACUGUCGAGUUUAACAGUUGCACCCUGAAGAUAUGGAACUCAAACAUGAUUUCAAAGACACUUUUUACAAGUAGCAGGCUGGAGAGUAGUGAAUAGCAGACUAUCUAGUGCAGUAAAAGGUUCAGGCCUCAUGUUAGCAAGACAAUGAAUGCCGACUGUACCAGGUGCAGAAUUGCUGUUCUGUAGAUGACCCUGACCUGUUGUCUGGCAAGUGAAAAGAUAAGUUCGAUACAGGGAUCAAUAAAAAAAUCACAUUACAUGAACAGUCUAUAAAAAAGGAGUUCUAAUAAAGUUUUACCAGGAUCUCAACCCAGAGAUAAGGCUUUAGGAUCAACACUGUUUCAUCAGUGAUGUUGAUAGGUAUCCAUCCUGCAUUACAAUAUAUGGCAGAGACGAGGUUUAAAGACCAACAGGUAUUGAUAUUAGUGGUAAAGUAUUAGUUUUAAAGGUGGUUUAUGUGUGUCUAUGUGUCUGUUUGAUCCUCAUAUAGAAGUAGAUGUAGAGAUUGGUCCUCACCAAGAGUAAAGUCUGACAAAACCAUUUACUACACUGUCAAUACACAGCAGCAAGAGGUGUAUCAAGGUGCAAGUUGCCCUACAGUUAUUGCUGCUGUUUCCCAAGAACUAUAGUAAUAACUUGUGGCUGCAACUAUGGAUCAUCAAUCUUUAGUGUCCUUGGUGACUGAGUAACAAGAACGGACACAUUUUCUAUGGCUGUGUUACAGGCAUCUUAAGCUUAUUUCUUACAAGCGUCUAUCUUGAUUAGAUUUCACUCAGGAUAUACAGUCAAUUAAUCACAAACCUAGACAGUAUGUGAGAAAUUCCUUGUAUGUGAUUAGUAGCAAUUACUUGGAUUGCUGAUUAAUCAAUAUUGCUUUCAGUGGGUUAAUUAACUUAAUUAAUGUUCAUGGAAAAUCAGAUUCACCAGAAUCUAAAGUGAUGUCUAAAAUUUGCAAAGGAAAUAAUCACAUUUGAGAACCACUAACCAGGAACUCUUGGACAGUUCUACUUGAUAAAUUACUUCAAUAAUAGAUCUAUUGUGAAAGUUAUUGUAAAAUCAACACACUUUUAGGCUCUACGCUAGUGAAAAUACAGCAUAUGAAACAAAAAUCAUUAUAACAGUUGUACUGCCGUGGCACCUGAGCCAACAAUGAAUCACUAACUAUACAUUUAUCUUUUGCUAUCUUUAUAAAUCCAGGGAGCUGUAAUAAUGAGCCAUGCAGUUUUCUGUCAAGAUCCUCAUUUGAUGAUGCAUCUUGUGUUGCUUGAUAAUUUUACAUUUUUGAGGUGAUAUUUGCAGGUUUGAGUUCAGGAAUUCAGCUACUGAGCAACAUUGUAAUAAUGUCUUGGCACAGUGUUGUUUUUUUUAUAAGCAUAUCUCACAAUAUGUUCAAAAGGUGUGUUGUCCUAAACUGAAUUCAUUACUUGCUCAGCUGUCUAUCUGUCCCAGCUCAUAUGAUGAUCCAUUUUGCUGUUUUUGAGGUUCUGUUUGGUUUAAAAAUUCUGUCCUUUUUAUCUAUAAAUGUAAUUAGGGAAAUCUUCCAUAUUGCUUUUAAUGCAACACAUGCAAACAGUAAAGAAUCUUGUUUUGAACAUGAUGUUCAUUGUCGGUGAUUGACACCACACAUGUUGAAAAAGACAAGAGUGCAGGAAUCUUAACACAGAGCUUCAUUAACCGGUUUAUAGCAGUUUAUGAGUCAAUGUCCAAUUUUAUCCUCUCUGAAAAUAAACUGCAAUUUCACUGAAA